This is a messenger RNA of Aspergillus ruber CBS 135680, 1194 nucleotides long. RefSeq names its product F-box protein. The record is from RefSeq and is a predicted model, not a curated record. NCBI's taxonomy places the organism in Eukaryota, Fungi, Ascomycota, Eurotiomycetes, Eurotiales, Aspergillaceae. The coding region runs from base 1 to 1194 and encodes 397 amino acids. The transcript has a single exon. Gene Ontology annotation, molecular function: protein binding.
AUGACCGGACUCCUCCAUCUCCCACCGGAGCUGGUCGAAGAGAUUUCGUCCCUACUCGACCCUACCGAUUUGUGCGCAGUCAGAUUGACCUGCAAGGCGCUUAACACGACGACCUUUUCCCCUUUCUGGAAAAGAACUCUACGCACCAUCAAAACAGACCUCUCUUUUACGAGCUUACAGAGACUGUCAGCCAUAUCAAGUGACACCCAGCUGCGUCGCUAUGUACAAAAGCUCACCAUCAGAGCAUUUAACAGGGACGAAGGAGUGCUUGGGAAGGGAUGCCGGUGGGAGCGUCAUUCGUCUGGUCAUAUAAUCAAUAUGCAUAAGCAGCCUGCGGGGCAGAAGCUCGAUCGGAUCCUCUGUCAUUUCAUCAACUGCAAUUCAAUUCAAAUCGAGACUACAUCCACUGAGCGUCCAGAACCUUUGAAUAUUUUCACUGCUACUGAUGCAAUAAUGAUCAUAAUGAACAUCAACAAAGAAGCUGGGCUUACCAUCAGGUCAUUUACGUUGGACAUUUUUUUCAUGGGUAUGGGGGAUGGUGAUCAGGAGCUGGCAAAUCUGGACCCUAGGCGACUACAAUUAUCCGAAGCCCACUACGUCGCGAUGGGGGCAAAUCUCGAAGAGUUGGAUGUAAGAUACAGGCCCGACUCUGAUCCCGCUAACGACUGGCCGUUGAACGUGAUGCUGCACGCCCCGGGGCUUCGUAAAUUGCGUCUCGCAUGCCAUGCUAUGGAGAGGGUUUCUUUCCCAAUCUUUACACUUCGCCUCGCAUUGAUGGAUCUUCCAUGUCAGCAUUUACAAGAGCUUGAAUUCUUCUCAAUUUACACCCCGAUCGAAUAUUUCAUCGCUCUACUCCGAAAAUUUAAGCAAAGUCUGCGGGCUCUUAAACUACAGGCUGUGAGGAUUAGGUCAACACUAGAUGAUUUAAAACAAAUGUUUCGAGCCAUGGGCACCUUCCCUGCUCUGGAGACAAUCAAUGUCAAAUUAAUAGAAUCUGGUCCGUCCGGAUGGAGGAGUAUACACUUUCCAGCGGUUGCUCAGAAGCCAGUAGUAGAUGAAGCACAGGGUACAACAAUUGGAUUCGAUGAGUGGCCACACUAUAACGGUUUAUCAUGCGUGGAGUACUCGGGGCCAAAUAUGAACGUCGCCUUGAAUAUCCUUGCAGAAGCAAUGAAGUUUACCUCUGAAUGGUGA